GCGAGCGAGCGACCCACCCAGCGGCAGCGGCGGCAGUAGUACGCUGCGCUCUCGGUGGUAUCACGACGGGUGUUAUCGCGCGCGCCGUACAUAUCGAAGUAAUCGCAUAUACGCAAGUUAUACGACGACGAGUCGGCCGUCCCGUUUUCGCGCACGGGCACACGAGUUACGACGCACGUCGCGCUCACCGCGUCCGCGGGAAGCGAGAGACGGAAGGGACGGCGAGAGCAGGGAUCCUGGCCGCGGAGGAUUCGUGAGGUAUCCUCGGAGCGGGCUUUACUCUCUCGACGUGAAUCGUGGGAUCGUAGGUGGGAAGAGGAAGAAGAGGAUGAAGGGGAUGCUGGCGCUGGCCGCACUGCUCGGCGUCCUGUCGGUCUGCCGGGUGCAGGCGGUGUCGGAGAGGCUCGAAUUGGCACCAGCUGGCGGAAGAUCAGAGCCUCAGGUCGCUACCUUGUGCGAACCUGGCGAGGUAUACCUUGCGCAGCACAUGGGAGAGCAGGGUCGAUGGGUCUCCUCGACCGACAAGAAGAGCUGCAUGACGGACAAGCUGGAGAUCCUGGAGUAUUGUAAGAAGGCUUACCCCAAGAGAGACAUCACCAACAUCGUCGAGUCGUCGCACUACGUUCGAGUGAGCGGCUGGUGCAAGCCCGGAAGAACCAAGUGCAAGCUCUCCCGAUGGGUCAAGCCCUACAGAUGUUUGGAGGGACCCUUCCAGAGCGACGCACUUCUCGUGCCGGAGGGCUGUCUCUUUGAUCAUCUUCAUAAUCAAACAAAAUGCUGGGAGUCUCACAGAUGGAAUGCCACGGCAGCGGAGACUUGCCGGGAGCGAAACAUGAAUCUGCGUAGCUUCGCGAUGUUGCUGCCGUGCGGCAUAUCUCUGUUCUCCGGCGUCGAGUUUGUAUGCUGCCCGAAACACCUGAAAGAGAAUGUGAAGGUGAAGAAGCCGAUCGAUCUGCCGAUACCGAAGAGCGUGGACGACGAUCUCGAUGAGGACGAGGACGAUAUCGAUGACGAGGAUGACCUGGACGGCGACGCUGAGGACGAAGACGCUGAGGACGAAGACAACUCUGACGGUGAUCUCGAAGAUGUGCUGAGCAAUCAACCGGAUGAAGACGAAAGCGAGGAGGAGUAUGACGAUCUUGAUGAUUAUGACACAACUACCAGUCGACCAUCGACGACCGUUUCGACGACGGAGAAAAGCAAGCAAGAUGCAACGGCGAUGCCGCUGCCGAUUAGCACGAGCACACAGCAGCCUUCCCAACCGCAGGGCACUCCCGAUCCUUAUCUGACGCACUUCGAUCCACGGUCCGAGCAUCAGAGUUACAAGCAGGCUCAGAUGCGACUUGAGGAGGUGCACAAGGAGAAAGUUACGAAAGUGAUGAAGGAUUGGAGUGAUCUCGAGGAGAGAUAUCAGGACAUCAGGGCUCACGAUCCCGUUGCCGCAGAUGCUUUCAAACGCUGGAUGACAGCGCGAUUCCAGGAGACGGUUGCAGCGCUCGAAGAGAGUGGCGCGGCGGAGAAGCAUCAGUUAAGCGCAAUGCACCAGCAGAGAGUGCAGGAAGCGGUCAAACAGAGGAACGAGGAAGCUAUGUCGUGCUACACUGCGGCCCUUAACGAGGCGCCGCCAAAUAUGCACCGUAUUCAAAAAUGCCUGCAAAAACUGCUCAGAGCCCUUCACAAAGACAGGCACCAUACAAUAGCCCAUUACAAGCACCUCCUUGACAGCAGCUUGGAACAGGCUCAGCGGGAGAAGCCAGCCACUCUGGAGCAUCUGGCGGAAAUUGAUAGGAUUACCAAUCAGAGCCUCUUGAUGUUAGAACGAUAUCCAGACCUAAGCGCGAAGAUCGGCCGUCUUAUGGACGAUUACGUUUUGGCCCUCAGGAGUAAAGAUGAAACUCCGGGAUUGCUGUUGGCGAUGACGCGUGAGGCGGAGGCAGCUAUUCUAGACAAAUAUCAGGCCGAUGUCGCUAGCAAACAGCAAGAAAAGGAACAUCAGAAGCAGCUCGAGCGAGCGCGCAAGGAACAACGUAAGGCAGAACGCGGAGAGCUACGCACAGAGCAAGAACAACACGAGGAAAGCGACUCGGCAAUCGAUACUAAGGAUAUUCCUCAGCAAUCAGAGCAACCCGCCGCGGUUGCUGCCAUGCAUAAUGAGGGGGUGGUUAGAGCAGCCCACAGCAUGAAUCACGACGUCUCUCACUCCGAGCCAGGUUAUUCCGUAAGACGAGAAGUGUAUCACAGAGAAAGUCGAUCCGUUUACUUUACACUUGCGUUUGCUGGCAUAGCACUCAUGGCGGCUGUAGUUGUUGGUGUUGCGGUAUUCAAGAGGCGCAGUGCGAGAAGCCCUCACAGCCAGGGCUUCAUCGAGGUCGAUCAAGCGGCCACGCCUGAGGAACGACACGUCGCGAAUAUGCAGAUCAACGGUUACGAGAAUCCUACAUACAAAUACUUUGAGGUGAAGGAAUAAUUCGGCCGCCGCCUCGAGAGUUAUCACAGAUAUUUUGAUUUUUGAAGCUGGUCGCAACCGCGUAUUCGUUCUCGCGUAUUUUCUUCAAGAAUCUCAUAGUAUUUUGUUAGAGUAAGAUAUAUAUAAAUAGUAUGUAUAUCUCUAACCCCCGAGAUUCUUCCGAAGAUCCGGACCACGUACAUCCCGGAAAUGCGCAAAUUCAGAAAACGCGUUUCCUAUCGGCAAGAUCGCACUUGCGAUGAGACCACCGCCGUACACAUAGCGUCCGCUUGUAGACACCACGGUCACGUGUAAUUGCGGUGUAAACCGAUUUCGCGCGAAGAAUUGACAAUAUAUAUGUAAAAUACAGUUUGUAGCAGGGACACGCUGGAUGGGAAACGAAACGGAUUCUACGGGAGAUAAAAUGACGUAGAAUUCAGCAUAUGUAUACCUAUGUGCCAUACGAACACGAGUGUUACACGCUAUCUUCGGAAGUAUCUCAUAUACACAUCGUUUUUAUUACGUUUUCAUACAUGUUGAUAUAAAAACGCAGGAAGGAGCGCUCGUGUUGUAAAAGUAGAAAACGCCGUUUUUAGACGUACCUUGAUGUUCCUCCGCCUCUACACGUUAUGCACUCGAACCGGAAGCGCCGCGGAUCGAUUGACGACCGGUGCGGCGUUCGGUGGCUGGUCGCUCUCACUCCACGGGGACGAACGUUCGAACGAUGCUAGAACGCGUUUACACGGAUGAUGUAAGCGUCCAGUGAAUGCGUUGUCGUUGCGCUCUUUGCUGUAUUUUUAGGUUCUGAUAUUUUCGGAGAUAAUCAAUGGCAAUAAGACAUAAUGCAGCUUAAGUACUAAACUCGAAGAAAAAAAAAAUGCGAUAGCGAUCGUAGUAGCUUGUCACUGGGGGCCGCAUAAUAUAGAAAUAAAAUACUACGAUUAAUGGCGUAAUCGUUAACGUUAUGCUAAAGUAACCGAGCGCGCGAGCGAGCUACGCGGCACUCUUAAAAUAUCAGAACAUACACACGUGCAUACACGCGCCAUCUCAUCGUUGCAUGUUUUCACUUCCUCUAUCUUUGUGAUGCAGCUGUUUUAUUCCCUCCGUCUCCGUUCGAUUCCCACUGCCUGGUUUCUCUCGGUGAUCUUUUUCAGUACUUAACGUCUAUUCUUAGAUGAUAAAGAACCUUAAAACGUAAGAAAAUUAAGAAUCAUUGACGUAUUUCGGAGUUAAUAACGAUGACAAGGAAGUAAGAUGUCUCUAUCAUUCCACGCGAAAGUCCAUUUUGUCGAGGUGCUGAGAACGCUAGCAUGGAAAAUGUUCGGUAGCUUCGUUCGAACUCACCGAGGACGUCCGCGACGUAUCGAACAGGUCACGUCGACGCUGUCGAACAAGAGGAACAGUUUAACCGGAGAUCAUUUUUGAGUGGCAUUAGUACCUCCGACUGUGUCGAGAAAGAACGAAAAAAAAAAGAAAAAGAAAGAAGCAGCGGCUGUUAAGAUAAGCGUUUCUUUUUCUUUUCCGCGUUUUGCGUUCUCGGGGGAAAAAAAGGAAAAAAAAGGAUCGUUCAUACAAUAACUAUCUUAGGAUAUUACUAAUUAUAUACGACGACGACGAUGAUGAUAUAAUAUAUUACACGUUUAAUGCUUAUAUAUUUGUAUAUGGUCAAACGAUUAAAAAAAAAAGGAUAGUAGCCAGCACUUUAGCGCCAGGGUCGCGUGGGGAAGCACAGUUUUUUUCUUACUUAUCUUGGAAUACACGUUUUCUGCGCUUUCGUCAAACUUUAUAUAAAGAGGUUUCGGUGGCACUUGCGAUACGAUGCGAUGCAACGUGGCGCAUGUCGCCGUCUGUGAAUAUGCUGCCGCGGUUCAUAGAAUCAUUUACCGUCCUACGGCCAUCGGUGGUCAGUGGUAACGUUUUCAACCACCACAAAAACUUUAAAGACACCUCACCCCAUAAAAAAAAGACGCUAAAGAUCGCGUGACGUCUUUACGAUGCCUGAAAGAUUAGCAUAUCUCUGUGGCGUCUUUGUCAGGAAAAACGUUUUUUAGGUGUCUAAGAGAUUGGAACAUUUUUUUUUUUAAGUCGUCUUUACGACAUCUAUCUAUGGCAGCGGCGCGAUAAGAGCACAAUCAUCGCUAUCGUUAGUGCACCGUUAAUGCACCUUGACACGCUCGGGUCGGUCGAUCAGCCCGGCGUAUCAAUACAGCCGGUAAUAUAUGUUUGAAAGAGACGGAAUUUUCGCUCUCGGCAGUGCGCGAUGGUUACUAUUAUUAUAGAUUACAGUUUAACGCUAAAGAGUCGCUGUUCUGUCUCUUGUGUGAAAUAACGCUUCACACGGUCCAUGCAUGAGUACAUUACAUUCCCAAUUACGUGCUAAGGUGGUCCCCUUCGGAUUGCGCUCACUUUGCUAAGAUUGCAUCGACAGCGAUAAUCGCCGGCGAAUUAGAGCGAUUAAAAGAAAAGAAAGAGAAGAUCCUUCUUUUAGAUAUUGUAUUCCUAAGCGCACGUGAAGCAGCUGCCUUUCCUAUCUAUCUAGCGCAAAUCUCUCUCUCCCACACACAUCGAUCGUUUUGUCUUCACGCAACUCCGGUGGAAAAAGAGUGUGUCAACCGGCGACAAGCAACAAAAAACAGGAUGCAAGACACAGACACACACAUUAAACAAUACAUCGCUAAAUGUUAAAAAUAUUAUUUUAGAUAUAUUGUAAGACGAUAGCAAUUAUACCAGUAAAUGUACUAUGAUUAUAUGAAUAACAGCAGAUAGCAUCAAUGCGUUAACAAUAAUGAUAUAAAAUGUCUAUUAUAUGUGUAUAUGUGUGUGCGUGUGUGUGUGUGUGUACAAUGUACGGGGAUAAUAUAUAGAGAUAUAUAUAUACAAAUAUAUAUAUAUACAUAUAUAUAUAUAGAUAUACACAUGCAUAUACAUGUAUACAUAUUAAAUUAAACAUUAUGUACCUAUAGCGUAUAUAGUCGUUAAACAAACAUGGAGACAACAUCGCAUAUAAAAGAAAAAUCUGACCUUGAUACGGAUUCACAGAUACUGAAGAUCUUGAGCGAUUGUAAAGGAACUUAUUAUUUUUCUAAGGCUCACACAAAGCUAGAGCUGCUCUCGCAGAAAGAUAGUUUGCGAUCAUUACGAUUGGCCUGUAUUGAGGAUGAUUUGUGAUCGGCGUGCGUAUAUAUAUAUAUACAUAUAUAUAUCAUUCGUUAAAUUUAAUCUCGCAAUUAAGUGCAAAGCAAGCAGCGGUUUGGAAUACUGUAUUUCGCGUGUACAAGCAUGCAAGUCGAAUAGCCGAUUUUUACUCGGAGUGAAAACGCGCGAUUGCGCCAAUAACGCAAGCAACAACGGUCCAAUUCUCUCCCGGUGACUUUUCUAGAAGGCAUCGAGGAGGUAUCAGUAUUAGCCAAUAGUCGGAGCAUAUCAUGUUUCGGUGAUUCGAUUGUAGCGGGAAAAGAUAGAAGGAGAGAGAGAAGAGAGAGGGGGAGAAAAGAAGAAGGUCGAUGUGUGCGCUUCAAGAUACUGUGAAUUUGCAUCGGGCCACCUCCGUACGUAUAAGUUUAAGAAUUGAUUUUUGUAAAGAGGUAAUAAGUAUAUAUAUAUAUUAUAUCGAGAUAAUUGAAACUUAGCUUAAAAGCCAUGUGAGACGUGAAGGAGAAGAAAAAAAAGAAAUAUACGUCCUUCAAGUCGCAGUCCAGAGAUUAGCGAGUCCAGAGAACGGAGAAAGAGUAUAUAAUAAUGAGACUAAAACUGGACUUUAUUUUUACAGUUUUUUCGGUGUCUCCUCGCGUCAUCCUCUUGUCUUCGGACGGUUUAUCGAGCAGCACGAUUACGUGUCCACUAUUAAUUCCUCGAUUCUAAAAAAAAAAGCAUCAUGUUCGUUGACCUUUGCGCGACGCGAUAGCGGUCCGAUUAAAAUUCGGGCUCAUUACGAAUCGGGAAUCCGGAUAUAGCCUUCGUUAUCGAAAGAUAAAUUAACCGCGGAACGAAACUUGUGAGUUACGUUCGUUAUAGUAUCGUCAAAUGGUAGCAUGACACAGAUUAAGAUAGUGCGUAGCGCAAGGGCAGCUUAAUUGCCCCCGUUAUGUUUUUAUCGCAUAGCAUAUCGAAAAUUCCAAACUCUGACGAAUGUAUCACUGCGCGCGAAAGAUUUCGCUUUAUCUUUCUGUGAACAAUGGCAAUCCGUAACGAAAACGUUUGAUCACAUGUGAUGAGACUAAAUCAUGCUAGUCAAAAACUACAGCAGCUACAAACGAUCGUUCUGUGAGAGUAUCUGUAGCGUGUUGUUGGAUUUCAAUUAUCAUGCCGCGCAUUAUCAUGCCGAGAAAUUAUCUUGCACAAAAAACGAAUUUUGUAUUUCUUUUAAAUGCAUGGAAUAAUUAAUACGUAUAUGUAUGUAAGAAUUAUUUGUUUUCAGAUAUGUACAUCAUGUAUUUUGUACACGUAUAAUGUGCAGACUGAUUGCAGAGUACGUAAGCGAGCGAGCAAAUCUUUCGAUUUCUGAAAGGACUUUCGGGAGUCGAAGGGCUCAGGAAUGAGAUUAAUUAAUUUUAUUUAUUUAUCUUUUUUUUUAGACGCGGUUUCAGACCUAGUCAAAGCGUGUCUUGCAAGUUUUGAACUUAAUUCGUUCCUGCAUCGCGAAUCUUUUGGGAUUCUCCCUUUUUUAUUAUUGACAAUUGCGCUCGAGAGCAAGUGCCGUGGUUUGCUGUUGUUCACGAGAGACACAAGGGGGGGCAGUGUCGAAAGACUCAAAGGAAAAAAAAAAGCAAACUCUCCUCGUCCCUCUUUCUCCUUCGCAGGUAUUUCUCCUCGCCGCUCACAAAUUUUAACGCAUUAUUACACCCCGUGAAAAGAACGUAUUGUGUUUGUGGAUAUAUGUAAUUUUACUUAUCAAUAAAUAAAUUAUAAAGAA
Messenger RNA from Solenopsis invicta (red fire ant), 7358 nucleotides. RefSeq names its product amyloid-beta-like protein (gene Appl). Gene Ontology annotation, cellular component: neuronal cell body; membrane; neuron projection. Bases 329 to 2467 code for a protein of 712 amino acids. The record is from RefSeq and is a predicted model, not a curated record. Gene Ontology annotation, molecular function: heparin binding; transition metal ion binding. The transcript is spliced from 15 exons. Gene Ontology annotation, biological process: central nervous system development; axonogenesis. NCBI's taxonomy places the organism in Eukaryota, Metazoa, Arthropoda, Insecta, Hymenoptera, Formicidae.